Messenger RNA from Tetranychus urticae (two-spotted spider mite), 4746 nucleotides. It is a transcript of the gene Sec71, whose product is annotated as ADP ribosylation factor guanine nucleotide exchange factor Sec71. Gene Ontology annotation, molecular function: guanyl-nucleotide exchange factor activity. NCBI's taxonomy places the organism in Eukaryota, Metazoa, Arthropoda, Arachnida, Trombidiformes, Tetranychidae. The record is from RefSeq and is a predicted model, not a curated record. Gene Ontology annotation, biological process: regulation of ARF protein signal transduction.
GUGAGAAAGAUAGAGUAAGAAAUGACUGAAUGUACAAGUAAUGUUAGUAAAUUGAAAUAUUGACAAUAAAAACUUAUUUGAUUUCUAAGGGUUGUAUUGAGUGCAAUUUGGAAUUCUGUGAAUCAAUGAGUCAAAAAUAUUAUUACUGAUAAUAUUGUUUCCCUUGGUUGUGUUCCUUUCCUUUAUUUAUUUAGCCUGUGUUCAUAAAAUUCACUGUGACCGCUGUGUUUACAAAGUUACUGGCUUAUGUUUCAAUAUUUCAUCUGGUCUAAGGACCUUAUAUUCUGAAAAUCAUCCUUCAUUUACUUCCAAAUUGAUGUGAAUACCGAAAAAUUUUUUCAUUUUUUCUCAACCUCUCUAUCUGUUCCCUUACCCUUUCUUCUUCUUUCUUGCUUUCCAUGGGCCAAGUGCUAAGAUUACCAUUCAAUGGCAAACUAUUAAAAUGUCUCUUACCGUUAGACCUCCAACUACGUGCAAGAUGUUCAUAAUUAAAACAUUGGAGAAAAUUUUGGCCGACAGAGAGAUCAGAAAGUCGGCCAAUGUUCACAUUAAAAAGGCUUGUGAAACAGCUCUUGAUGAGAUCAAGAAAAAAAUGGGACCUGAUGUUGUAAAUAAUCAAAGCUCUGGAAAUUUUUCAACAGCCUUGCCCUUACCUAAGGACCAGGAAAAUAGCAUCAACAUAGAUGCCGAAAAAUAUUUUCAUCCUCUAGAGCUUAGUUGUGGAUCGAAAUCAGCUAGAAUUGUGAUUAUUGCUUUAGACUGUAUCCAAAAGUUGAUUGCAUAUGGUCACAUAACCGGUAAUACCCAAGAUCCCCGUAAUCCAGAAAAACUGCUGAUUGAUGUUAUUGUUGAUACUAUAUGUUCAUGUUUUCAUGGACCAAGUACCGAUGAAGGAGUCCAAUUGCAGAUUAUCAAAGCCCUAUUAACCGUUGUUUCUUCCCAAUAUUGUCAAGUUCAUGAGGGAAGUGUUUUAUUGGCAGUUAAAACUUGUUAUAAUAUAUACAUAGGAAGCAAAAAUUUAAUUAACCAGACCACUGCAAAGGCAACUCUAACUCAAAUGUUGAAUGUAAUCUUUCGUAGGAUGGAAGAAUGUGCAAAUAUUGAAGAUAAUUUAUCAAAUUCCGAUUUUCAAGAAAAUAUCGACACAGAGAUUGAAUCAGCUGUUGUGUCUAUUGUUAAUGACAUGGUAGAUUAUGUUGUUUCUAGUGAAGAGAGACACGAUUUAAAACCGGAAAGAAGUAGUGGAAGUUUUAAUUCAUCAUCAUCAUCUAAUCAUAUAGCCUCAAAUCACUUAAAUCACCGGAUACCUUCAUCUGAUAGCCUUGAAGCCUCCGAUACAACCUCUUUAGCUAACAGUGAAGGAGGAGCUGGUCUAAAGUUUACUCAUGUAACUCAAAAAGAUGCAUAUUUAGUUUUUCGCUCUCUUUGUAAGCUUAGUAUGAAAGUACUUCCUGAAGGACACCUGGACCCAAAGUCUCAUGAACUUCGUUCCAAGAUACUUUCCCUCCAACUAAUUCUAUCUAUUUUGCAAAAUCCUGGACCAGUGUUCCAAUCUAGUGACUUAUUUGCCAUUGCCAUAAAACAAUACUUGUGUGUCGCACUCUCCAAGAAUGGGGUAUCUAAUGUGCCUGAGGUUUUUGAGUUAUCAUUGGCUAUUUUUUCUGUUCUCCUCAAAAAUUUCAAGACGCAUCUAAAAAUGCAGAUUGAAGUAUUCUUCAAAGAAAUAUUUUUAAAUAUCUUGGAAACACCAACCAGUAGCUUCGAACAUAAAUGGAUGGUCAUUCAAGUUUUAACUAAAAUAUGUGCUGAUGCACAAAGUGUUGUUGAUAUUUAUGUUAAUUAUGAUUGUAACCUCUCCUCUGCAAACAUCUUUGAACGAUUAGUCAACGAUUUGUCCAGGAUUGCUCAAGGUAGAGGACAAUUACUUGAUAUGGCUUUAGUUACAGCGAACCAAGAACGAAGUAUGAGGAUCAAAGGUCUGGAAUGUUUAGUCUCUAUUCUCAAGUGCAUGGCUGAGUGGAGUAAAGAUCUUUACAUUAACCCUCAUCAAAUGGCUAACUUGAAUCAAAAUCAACCCAAAGAAAACGGCGAUGAUAAUGGAAUCCAUACUACAUCAGAUGAUUAUGACAAUCCAGAAAAAAUUGAAGUCGUCAAAAACCAAAAGAAAAUUAUUGAACAAGGAAUCGAUCUUUUCAACUGGAAACCUAAGCGGGGUCUUUCAUUCCUCCAAGAACAUGGCUAUCUUGGCGAGACUGCAUGGGAUAUAGCUGAAUUUUUCCAUUCUAACGAUAGACUGGAUAAAACAUUGAUUGGUGAAUAUCUUGGUGAUAAUGAUCCUAACAAUAAAGAAGUCAUGUACGCAUAUGUUGAUCAGAUGGACUUUAGCAAUCGUGAUAUUGUAUCAGCUUUAAGGCUAUUUUUAGAAGGUUUUAGAUUACCCGGAGAAGCUCAAAAAAUCGAUAGAUUGAUGGAAAAGUUUGCAUCAAGAUACUGUGAAUGUAAUCCAAAUGAUACCCUGUUCGCUAGCGCUGAUACAGCUUAUGUUCUGGCCUAUUCAAUAAUAAUUUUAACUACUGAUCUUCACAGUUCUCAAGUUAAAAAUAAAAUGACCAAAGAACAAUACAUUAGAAUGAAUCGAGGUAUCAAUGAUAGCAAGGAUCUACCUGAAGAAUAUCUAUCACAAAUAUAUGAUGAAAUAGCUGAAAGUGAAAUCAAAAUGAAAGGUGAUCAUGGAAUGAAAUGGAAACUAAAUAAAGAUGUAACUAAUUUGAAAAAGCGACGAUUAUUGUACAACAUGGAGAUUGAACAAAUGGCUAAAACUGCCCGAGUGUUAAUGGAAAGUGUUGCCCAUGUUGAAGCACCUUUUACAUCAGCAAAGCAUCUUGAACAUGUUCGACCUAUGUUUGAAAUAGCAUGGACUCCCUUUUUAGCCACUUUCAGUGUUGGUCUUCAAGAUUGUGAUGAUGACAUGGAAAUAGCCUCUCUGUGCCUUGAAGGUAUCCGUUGUGCCAUCAGAAUCGCCUGUAUUUUUCAUAUGGAUCUUGCAAGAGAAGCUUAUGUGCAAGCUCUUGCUCAAUUUAGUUUAUUAACAACAACGUCCAGUCACACUGAAAUGAAAACUAAAAACAUUGACACAAUCAAAACAUUGAUAGCAGUAGCUCACACCGAUGGCAACUAUUUGGGUCAAUCUUGGCUUGAAAUUCUUAGAUGUAUCUCUCAACUUGAACUAGCUCAACUUAUUGGUACCGGUGUUAAACCUUCUCUUUUAAACACAUCCAAUACAUCAUUUCCUAAUGUAAGCAUAUCCAGAUUUGAAGGAAUUUCAAUCUUCUCCAGUGACUCUGCGUCACGAACCAACACUACAUUCCAUAAAAAAGAUGACCAGCUUUUAAAUGAAACAAGUUCACAAAGCGUUGUAGUUGCGGUGGACAGAAUUUUCACAGGCUCUACAAGACUUGAUGGAGAUGCAAUUGUUCACUUUGUGGAUGCUCUAUGUAAAGUCUCUUUGGAAGAGUUAUCAUCGAGUUCUCACCCAAGAAUGUUCAGUCUUCAAAAACUAGUGGAAAUAUCUUAUUAUAACAUGGGUAGAAUUAGGCUUCAAUGGUCCAGGAUAUGGGAAAAAUUAGGUAUUCAUUUCAAUAAAGUCGGCUGCUCUGGCAAUGAGGCGGUUGCUUCUUUUGCCCUUGACUCUCUUCGUCAAUUAUCAAUGAAAUUUAUUGAAAAAGGAGAGUUCGCCAAUUUCCGGUUUCAAAAAGAUUUCCUUCGUCCAUUUGAACAUAUUAUGGAACAUAAUGAAAGUCCUGACGUAAGAUAUUUGGUUGUGGCUUGUAUCGGACAAAUGGUUACCUCGCAAGCUAAAAACAUUAAAUCUGGAUGGAAAAAUAUCUUCAGCAUUUUCAGUUUGGCAGCAAAAGAGGCAAAUCAAUCGAUUGUUGAAUUAUCUUUUCGAAAGACUUCUGAAAUUAUUAACGUUCACUAUGAAAAUUAUUUCCAUCUUAUGAUUGACUCAUUCCAAGAUGCAGUUAAGUGCCUUUCCGAGUUUGCCUGUAAUCAAAAUUUUCCUGAUACCGGUAUCGAAGCAAUCAGUAUGAUAAGAACUUGUGCAAAAUAUAUCGCUGAUCAACCCAAUAGAUUUUUAGAUGUUGUUUUAGAUCAGGCUAAUCAAGUGAAUUCAGAUGUUCCCUCUGACAUAGUUGGUGAAAUUGACAAAAUAUGGAACCGAGGCUGGUCUCCUCUGCUCUUUGGUCUCGAACGUCUUGUAUCUGAAUGUAAACUGGAUGUGCGUACCCGUGCUUUAACUGUUAUGUUUGAAAUUAUCAAAUCAUAUGGAGAUAGUUUUCAAAAGCAUUGGUGGAACUAUUUAUUUGAAAUAAUUUUCAAGAUCAUUGAUCAAAUGAAAAGACCUGAAAGUAGUGCAGAAAAAAUUGAAUGGAUGACAACAACUGGUAACAUCGCUCUCAUCUCAGUUAUCAACGUUUUCACUCAGUAUUAUUCUGUUCUUGGAACAUCUCUUCUUUAUGAUUUAUAUGAAAGAUUAUUAUGGUGUAUGACAGAAGGUAAUAAGGAACUUGCAAAAUCUGCAACCGAUUGUAUGGAAAAUUUGGUCAUCUCAUGUGGAAUGCAAUUUGAUAAUGAGACUCUGACCAUGACUUUUCAAUGUGAUUAACUAAAUAAUUAUAAUUAAAUAUACUUUCUGAAAAAAUAAUAAACAAAAAGUUCUUACUUUAAAUAUUCCGUUCUGAUCAA